AAGACAUUCGUGUUGAAUACGGACUCAGUUGCUAGGAACAUUCCGUAAAGAAAGGUGCGUUUAGUUUAAGUAUUAGUUAAUAUUAAAUUCAUUAUGCUUUAUUAUUUGUUUUCGAUAUUUUUAAUGUUAACGACCUACCUUGUCUUGAAGAGGAUCAAAACCAGACACAAGCAAAUCAUGGGCACCUGGUUUAGCUACAUGUGGUGGGGUGGGGAUCCGGACGUGGUGAACCCGGUCUCCGGGCUCACGAGGAGAGAGAUACACGCAGUUCAAAAAUCAUGGGCCCCCGUCAACGCCAACUCUUUUGCAACCGGCAGUGAACUAUUGAGAAGACUAUUCAACACGUAUCCUGACACCAAAGAAUAUUUCAAAAUGGUCCGGAAGCUUCCCGAGGAGGAGUACUCGCAGAACCCGCAGUUCAAGGCGCACGUCAUCAAUUUAAUGACGUCAUUGAAUUUGGCCGUCAACAAUCUGAAUCAACCUGAGAUAGUUGCUGCCAUGAUGACUAAACUUGGUGAAUCUCACAGGAGGCGACAGAUCAAGGAGAAGAAUUUUCAUGAGCUAAAAGAAGUUAUAGUGAAACUGUUCAUAGAUGUACUACGUUUGGACGACGCCACACUGUCAGCGUGGGGGAAGACUGUCGAAUUCUGGUACAAGCAUAUAUUUGUCACAUUGAAUAGCCCGGAAGAGACAAGAUAACAGAUACAUACAAACGAUAUAAUGUAAUGAUUAAGGAUGAAUAGAGUUGAAUUCGUGUGUAUAGAAUUAGAGGUCAAAUUCCAUUCAAAGGCUAUUCCGAUUGGGCAUUCAAAUUUCACAAUGGAUUUUAUGCUGUAUGAGUAUCUGUUAUGGAACAUAGGGCAAAUUUAACGCUCUAAGAUUUUUUAAGGAACUUCUUAAAUAACCUACUUAUAUAUUUUUAAUUUUUCGUCAUUUUACACAUAAUAUGUAUUUGUUUAGUUUAAGCAAUACUUUUAUAUAUGAGAAACAUAUUUGUUUCUAUUUUGUUUUAAUAAUUCUUACUUCGUGCUAUUAGAUUAGGUACGAUUUUCAAAUGCUAUUUUUGUAUCAACCCUAAUCUUACAAUCUUUACAUUCAUUACAUUAUUGUUGUAUUCAAUUAUUAUAUAAACAAUGUUAAAUAGGUUUAUAGGCCUCAAAAUAAAGAAAUUAGUUUAAAAGUGUUUACCAAAAAUUUAUAAUAAUUUUAUUGAUAUUUUAUGUAAUAUUUUUACGAGCAUACUUUUAGUGUAUGUUAAUUAGAACAUAGCAUUUGUAAUAGUUUUUAGUUAUAAUUUUACCUUUCAUUUCAAAUAUUGGCAUAUCAUUAUAUUAUCUAAUAAUUUAGUGACUUCUUUUUAAAUGUAGAUUGUCGUUUCAUUAUUAUUUAAACGAAUACACAUUUUAAAAUGA
Messenger RNA from Bombyx mori (domestic silkworm), 1412 nucleotides. It is a transcript of the gene Glob1, whose product is annotated as globin 1. The record is from RefSeq and is a predicted model, not a curated record. Bases 94 to 699 code for a protein of 201 amino acids. The transcript has 4 exons. Gene Ontology annotation, molecular function: oxygen carrier activity; oxygen binding; heme binding. Lineage: Eukaryota; Metazoa; Arthropoda; Insecta; Lepidoptera; Bombycidae. Gene Ontology annotation, biological process: response to hypoxia; oxygen transport.